Molecule: messenger RNA, 1638 nt
Organism: Botrytis fragariae
Lineage: Eukaryota; Fungi; Ascomycota; Leotiomycetes; Helotiales; Sclerotiniaceae
Product: putative transcription factor c2h2 protein
Exons: 1
Coding region: 1-1638 (545 amino acids)
Source: RefSeq, a predicted model, not a curated record
AUGACUUUCAUGUGCUGGACCUGUGAAGCUACCUUCGAUACUAGGGAGCAGAUGUUCGCGCAUUGCAUCAAUCGUCGUCAUCAACGAGCUUGGGUCUGUGUCGUUUGCGAGGAACUCAAAGCUUUCGGGUCACAACAGGCAAGAGAAAUGCAUACUGCAGCCAAACACACGUUCUGCUGUCGUGAUUGCAACGAGGCGUUCGACAAUCAAGACGACUUGGCAUCACAUAAUAAGUCGCAACAUCAGCUAUCUUGCCAAUUCUGCGAGAGAGUUUUCCGGACUUCCACUGCGCGAACCGCCCAUGUUGAUGCUGUACAUCCAUACCACUGCUACGAAUGUAGAGAAUGCUUCACAGAUUGGGGGCACUUUAACGCACAUGAGCUUGAAUACCACAACUUGAAGUGUUUGCCAUGCGACAAAGUGUUCAGAACGCUUCAAGCCCUUGAGCAGCAUGCGCUCUCUCCAGCUCAUCCAUUCCAGUGCCAAAAAUGUCGCAGGGGGUACCUGUUCGAAGCCACUCUGAAGCGACACAUUGCCGAUCACCACACAUGGGCCUGCGACCUGUGCCAAGAGAUGUGCGAAGGACCAAAACAUUUAGAGAUGCACAAGAAAUUAGAACACAGUAACUUCAAGUGCUCCGAGUGUGAAGCUUGCCACAGUCCUCGCCAAGGCACCAUAGAUGUACCAUUCUCGCCAUUCAUUGAGAAUGACAUCAGUUCCAACAAUUUACAAUAUCUCCAGAGUAUUACAUGCCACUUUUCUUGCUGGAGGCUAUCUUUCGAAGAGCUUCGCUUGGCAGAUUAUAAUCAAGGCUUUAGAUAUAAGAAAGACGGAAUGCCAAUCACUUGCACCAAUAAUCACCGAAUUCAAUGCCCCAAGUGUCCCAAAUGCUUUGAGAACGUUUUGCAACUCUUCCAGCACGCUGCGGAUCACAUAAUUCUCAUAGAAAAAUAUGAACCUGGCUCUCAGAUUAAUUGUGACAAUGAAGAUUCUACUUGUAAGCUCCAGCUGAAGUGUCACAAUUCCGGCUGUCAUCACCAACCUAGCAUCCUUAAUGCGACUCGCCACCACUAUCAUACUUUUAAUGUGGUUAAGUGUGGUGAGUGUGAUGGAUUCUUUAAUCAAGGAGAGGACCCGCAACUUCAAGCACAUACAGCUAAGAUGCAUACCCGAAGACCAUUGUUCGGCUGUGUUCAAUGUACUCAAACCUUUCCAACUUCCGAUGCAGCUGCCGCACAUUACGCAACCGAGCAUGCAUUCAUCUGCGAAGCUUGUCCUGGAACAUUCUUCAUCAAUUCUGCUACCCGGGAAAGACAUUUCAUUACAUGCGGUAAUCUUUCCGAGACAUCCGAUUCUGGUGAAAGUUUCCAAACUUCGCGAACAGAGUUCUCGCCACUCAUGCAACGAAAAACAUUACCAUCAAACGUCAAAGUCCCUCACUCUUCAGCCACCCCAUUGAUUCAGUUUCAUGAGGAACCUUUAUUUCCAGCUCAACCACUCAUUCAAAUCUACGAAAGGUCUGCAAUCGAGAGAAUCAAUGCUGCACAAGAACUCGCACAAAAAAUCCUCGCAGAAGCCAACGCUUGCCCGCAAGCAAUGUACACAUGCAAGAGAUGCUCGCCUCUUGUGGAAAUCUAA